Messenger RNA from Pelagomonas calceolata, 1371 nucleotides. NCBI's taxonomy places the organism in Eukaryota, Pelagophyceae, Pelagomonadales, Pelagomonadaceae. The record is from the annotation of a GenBank genome assembly.
AGCGAGGCGCUGAUUUUUGAGAAUUGUGCUGUACAGCGCUGCAUACUGCCUAAAACAACGCCAGAGAUACCUCGCAGAGACCAGUGUUCACCAGUACUGGGCCUCAGCCAAAAGAAACGCACUCAUCGGACGAUUAGACGACGUUUUUUGCUCCACGAGUCAAAAGCCUCAACUUUUUUGAACAGCGCGAGCGAUGGAAGCCCGCCUCGCAGCCCUCAACCUCUCACACUAUGCUGCAGCGCUACGGGGCCACGAGAUCGACGACGACAUCCUAAAACUGAUGACCGUCGCGGACCUGCGCGAGGCGGGCCUCGACCCAACUGCAGCGCAGCGCCUGCACGCGGACGUGUCUGGCGUCGCCGCGCCGCCGGGCCUCGCGCCGCCGCCGGGCUUCAGCGCACCGUCGCCGCGCGCCCUUGCUGCGCUGGGCUUCGACAGUGCCACGUCGCAGAGCGCGCCUAUGCCGCUCGCGGACGCGCCGCCGCCGGGCUUCCAGCAACGCGCGACCGGCGCUACGACGUCUCCGUGGGGCAGCCGGGAGUCGUCGCCGCGCGCCGCCGCGGAGGAGCCAUGGAGCAGCAGACCGCCUGUUCUCACGCACGCGUCGACGACGUCGGUCGCCCACGACGAGGACGACGACGACGACGACGCCUUCGCGGGUUUCCUGCCGAGCGACCUGCUGGACGACGACGACGACGACGCGGACGCGGCGGUCGUCGCACGGGUCGCGGGCGCCUCCAAGGCCGUGGCGGACCUCGACCCGAAGCUGCGCCUCGCCGUGCAGCUCGUCCUCGCGGUGGCCGUCGUCGAAAGCAUCCGUCGCUUGGUGGCGAUCGCCGGCGAGGCGUUGGUCGCGCUUGCGCUCGGCGCGGGCUACGUCCUCUACCGCCGGGGCCGGGCGCGGGCCGCGCCGCUGCCGAUCGUCUGCGCCGUCCUCGCCGGCAAGGCGCGCUCUGCGGUCGACGACAGCACAUUCCACGCUGUGAUAGCCCAACUCCUCGCGCUCCUCUGCGCGGCGGCGUGCUGGUGGCUCGCGACGCGGCCGCGCAAGAAGCGGCGGCGCCGCCCGCCGGUCAUAAAACAGAAGUCCGCCGACGACUGGAACGUGGCGACGGGCGCCGCGUCGAACGCGCCGAAACGAAAGAAGAAGAAGGGCAAAACACCGCGCGCGAAGACGCCGCGGGCCGUUGCUCCCGCGCCCGAGCCGGCCCCAAAACCGGAGCCGGAGCCCGAGCCCGAGCAACCGGAGCAACCGGAACCCGAAGCAGCGCCGCGCCGCCGGAACCAGCGCUCGCGGCAGGCGCCGGACCCGCGGCUUGCCGCCGCGUUGUUUGGGGGGCGCUAGACUGUCUAAUGUGAUAAAUGUUCGGA